This is a messenger RNA of Entamoeba invadens IP1, 558 nucleotides long. RefSeq lists its product as hypothetical. The record is from RefSeq and is a predicted model, not a curated record. The transcript has a single exon. NCBI's taxonomy places the organism in Eukaryota, Evosea, Mastigamoebida, Endamoebidae. The coding region runs from base 1 to 558 and encodes 185 amino acids. Gene Ontology annotation, molecular function: GTP binding; GTPase activity. Gene Ontology annotation, biological process: small GTPase-mediated signal transduction.
AUGAAGGUGUGUAUUGUUGGCAGUCAAGGUAUAGGGAAGACGUCGUUUGUCUCCAAAUUUACGCGGAAUUCGAUCAGUGAUUCUGUUGUUAUUACGGAGACGUCGGACUAUGAAGUUUCCAUCACGGUGAAGGGGCGAAUUGUCGAUUUAGACAUCCACGACAUGCAGAUGUGUGAAAGUCCGAUUGAGCGCAAAAGGGUGUUCAACCAAACUGAUUGCUUUCUCCUCUGUUUUGCGAUGAACGAUAGAAAGUCGUUUGAAGACAUCAAGACAAAGUGGUUUAAUGAAGUCACAGAAGUCUCUGAUGGGCGGUGUGUCUUAGUUGGUCUCAAAGCAGACUUGAAAGAUGUGAAGCAAAGUGUCGUCACAGACACUGAAAUUUGUAAUUUGGCACAACAACUCAAGACAUGUGGGUGGGCGACGCUUUCAAUAUAUCGACAUAAAGGAAUUAAAGAUCUUUUUGACUUUAUCGCAUAUGGGGUGUCCAUCCCUUGCUUCUCGCCUACUCGAAAGGAAAGUGAAAGAAAAAAGAUCGCAAAAAAUCGAAUAGCUCUUUAA